GUCCUUUUUCCGUUCUCUUCGGUUCUCGCCGCUGUGAGUAUUUUGGGUAGCUGGGGAGGAGAAGCUAAAUCCGAGGUGCGGUCUCCAGCGCCGAGCGUCCGUCGCCAUGCCUCGGAAAAUUGAGGAAAUCAAGGACUUUCUGCUCACAGCCCGGCGGAAGGAUGCCAAAUCUGUCAAGAUCAAGAAGAACAAGGAUAAUGUGAAGUUCAAGGUUCGCUGCAGCAGGUACCUUUACACCCUGGUCAUCACAGACAAGGAGAAGGCUGAGAAGCUGAAACAGUCCCUGCCCCCUGGUUUGGCAGUGAAGGAGCUGAAAUGAACCAGACCUCUCUGUUUUGACCAUUAAAAACCCCUGGAAAGU
Peromyscus leucopus (white-footed mouse) is the source of this 361-nucleotide messenger RNA. Its product is annotated as 60S ribosomal protein L38. Gene Ontology annotation, molecular function: structural constituent of ribosome. The transcript has 5 exons. Gene Ontology annotation, biological process: translation; protein-RNA complex assembly. The record is from RefSeq and is a predicted model, not a curated record. Gene Ontology annotation, cellular component: cytosolic large ribosomal subunit; ribosome. The coding region runs from base 107 to 319 and encodes 70 amino acids. Lineage: Eukaryota; Metazoa; Chordata; Mammalia; Rodentia; Cricetidae.